AUGGAUUUCUUUAGCUCUCAACAUCCACUUUAUAUGUUCGAUAUUCUUGGUUGCGGUCGAUCGUCUCGUCCAUCGUUUAACGGUCUAAAACAUAUCAAAGCUGAAACAAAAUUCGUCGAAGCAAUUGAAGAUUGGCGAGGUGAAUUAAAACUGAACGAAUUUUAUCUCAUUGGACAUGGAUUUGGAGCUUUUUUAUCGACAUUAUACACAAUAAAAUAUGGUCAAUACAUUAAAAAAUUAAUAUUACUAGAUCCCUGGGGAUUCAAUUCCAAACCAGAAGAAAGUCAGCUGGAUUUAAGAACACCAUGGUGGAUUAAAUUACUUGCUUUCAUCACACAAACGUGGACACCGUUUUCAGCAUUUAGAUUUUUAGGACCCUUAGGUUUACCGGCACUCAAACUUCUUGCACCACGUUGGAAACGUUUGGCACCUAUAUCGCAGUCUGGAGGCAAAUCAGAAGAAUUAUAUGAAUAUCUUUUUCAUUGUAACAUACAAUCAUCGAGUGGUGAUGUUGGCUUUCAAGCAAUGGCAGAUUGGUAUGGGUGGGCUAAAGCUCCAAUACUCACACCAAACAAUUCAAGACUAGAUGCUAUUUCAACGACAAUACCCAUUGCAUUUGUUUUUGGUUCAAGAACGUGGGUUGACAACACUUCAGCGCAUCAAAUUAAAAAACAACGAAAAAAUACAGACGUUAAGACUAUUUACAAUGCUGCACAUUUCUUUUUUUUGGAAAAAUCUGAACAAUUUCACCAAUGUAUGACGGAAAUAUUUAACGAUACAUCGUCAUCAGUGACAACAUCAUAUGAUUGA
Didymodactylos carnosus is the source of this 810-nucleotide messenger RNA. NCBI's taxonomy places the organism in Eukaryota, Metazoa, Rotifera, Eurotatoria, Philodinida, Philodinidae. The record is from the annotation of a GenBank genome assembly.